ACUCCUUCAUAAGUCACCAUGCCUCACAUCCUUUUUAUCUUUGCUGUUGUCAUUGCUACGACUUCAAGCUUUGUGGGUCUUCUUACAAAUCUGUUUAUUGCAGUGGUCAAUUAUAGGAGUUGGAUGAGAAGUCACAGAAUGUCUUCUUCCGACAGGAUCCUGUUCAGCUUGGCCAUCACCAGAUUUCUGAUGCUGGGACUGUUUCUCCUGAAUGUUAUCUUCUUCUUUAGCUCUCCAACUCUUCUAAGGUCAGUCCGCGUAGUCAUAUUUUUUGUGUUGUGUUGGAUGUUUUUGGACUCUACUAGUCUCUGGUUCGUGACCUUGCUCAACACCUUGUACUGUGUGAAGAUUACUAACUUCCAACACUCAGUGUUCCUCCUGCUCAAACGCAAUCUGUCUUCAGUAGUCCCUGGGCUGUUGCUGGUAUGUGUGCUGAUCUCUGCCUUUACCACUCUGCUUUAUUCUGUGCUCAGACUGACCUCACCCUUUGCUCCACAUGUGACUAGGGAAAAUGGCACGAGGAUUGACAAGAAUGGUGACACCUGGUCUUUGCUGAUCUCUUUGGUCUUGAGGUCGUUCCUGCAGUUCAUCAUUAAUGUGACCUCUGCUUCCUUGCUCAUCAAUUCCUUGAGGAAACACAUCCAGAAGAUGCAGAGAAGUGCCACUGGAUUCUGGAACCCCCAGACGGAAGCUCACGUGGGUGCCAUGAAGCUGAUGAUCUAUUUCCUUGUCCUUUACAUCCCAUAUUCAGUUACAACCAUGUUGCUUUACUUGCCUUCUUCUGUAGGGAUGAGUUUGAAAGCCAGAUCUAUUUGUGUGAUUAUUUCUAGCCUUUGCCAUCCGGGACAUUCUAUUCUCAUUAUUCUCACACAUCCUAAACUGAAAACAAAAGCCAUGAAGUUUCUUUGUUUCAACAGGUAGUGGAAUUUCUGUAGUAAAUAAUGACUUUCAGAAUCACUUCAUGAUUUGAGAGCAAGGUUUUGUCCAUUACCAACACUUGCAGUGGUUGGAAGAAUUCCCUUUUUUAUUUACUGAUCUGAAUUGCUAGGCUUUUGAGCUACUGUACUUCAGCUCAUUUUGCUUGUGUUCUUAGUGUUUGAAAAUUAGGCAGGCACCUUGUUUAUGGAUCUUGCCUGAAGCAUUAUCUAUUUUACACAGAUGUCGUUUGCUUGUAUAAUGAAAUACCAUCAUUGUUUCAAUGGGCAUUCAAAUAUAAUGGGAGAUUUUUCUCAAGUGAAGCAGUACU
This is a messenger RNA of Erinaceus europaeus (western European hedgehog), 1246 nucleotides long. RefSeq names its product taste receptor type 2 member 4-like. Gene Ontology annotation, cellular component: membrane. The record is from RefSeq and is a predicted model, not a curated record. The coding region runs from base 19 to 921 and encodes 300 amino acids. Gene Ontology annotation, biological process: detection of chemical stimulus involved in sensory perception of bitter taste; sensory perception of taste; G protein-coupled receptor signaling pathway. The transcript has a single exon. NCBI's taxonomy places the organism in Eukaryota, Metazoa, Chordata, Mammalia, Eulipotyphla, Erinaceidae. Gene Ontology annotation, molecular function: bitter taste receptor activity; G protein-coupled receptor activity.